This is a messenger RNA of Periconia digitata, 1677 nucleotides long. The record is from the annotation of a GenBank genome assembly. Lineage: Eukaryota; Fungi; Ascomycota; Dothideomycetes; Pleosporales; Periconiaceae.
AUGAAGCGUUUGACAUUCAUAACGCUAAUGAUCUCAUCCACGCACUAUUUAAAUGCUCACGACCAACGCUUCCAAUAUUCUUCCCCUCUACCACCACCUGCUCUUUCAAAGUUCAACCUCGACCAACUUGAACUUUGCUCUUUCUAUCCCAAAUCUUCUCUAGAUAAACCCCAAAGCAGACCGGACUCUCCUCCCUCUCCGCUCGCAAUGGCACCACGCCGAAAACAGCAGAGAGGUCGAUCUACCUCUCCGACACCACCGACGGUGCCCUCCCCGAUGCUGGCAGAAAUGCCAUGGUGGGAUUCUCCAGUUCCAUUCACCCCAUUGGGACCGCAUGAGCUUGGUGCUCACAAUAUGCAUAUGAUGACGGGCGACCCACAAAUGCCAUAUUAUCUCGCUGGCCCCACAACUGUGCCGUACUUUUCGACUCCCACGCCCUCAAGCGUGGCAGAUCGUGUUGCAACCCCGCGAGCACCACCUACACAUGACAGUGGCUCAAUGGCGCCCCCCACGCGAGCUACAAAUCUUGAUUGCAUCGACCCUGCCUUGUUAAAUGACGAGUCGGAGCCAGCGUCUUUCCCCAUCGUGACUGGGGGCCGUAAGAGGGGUCGACCAGCGGGUGCGUCGCAGUCCAGGAAGAAGCCUAAGUUGGAGCAAACGCGAACACCGCUCCCUGCUCCUUCUCGCCGUAGGGGCGCGCCCACGGUAGGUGGAUCUGAGAGCCCCGAGGAGCCUGACUUGUCUGCCACAUCCUCUACAGAUGAAGCAGCGAGCCCUCCGGAGACUGACUUGCCUGCGUCUCUGUCGGUAGGUGGGCAACAGUCAGCAGAUACUGCGAUGUCAUCCGGGGCAUCCAAUACGCCCACAAUUCCUUCCAGUACACAGGGUACGCCCAGCGUAUCUGGCACACCUGGUGGAUCGCGGGGCACCAGGAGGGGGAAAGGUAAAGGUAUGCAUAUACCUUCGGUUGGGGAACACAGGGCACAGUGGCACUUUAACAAUAAAAAGCUCAGCGAUGAUUCGGCGGCCGAUGACCACGCGUACGUGUCGCACAGUACGGCUCAGAGUGCGGACAUUCGACUUAUCACUUUUCCAGUCAGCGCCGAAGAGAUCUUGACAUUCUUCCCUCGCCAUACCUACUGGCAUGACGUUAGUCUUCGUUUCAAGGACCAUGGCUGGACGCCAGGUACUAUCGCCCAGUUUAUCAACUGGUCGCGAAAUAUAACAGAUGAGCGCGAUGUUCAACGCACAACGGUACACCACCAACUUAAACAAGCGAAAAAAUGGCUCAAAAACGCUCAAGGCUCAAGCCACGCCGCUGGAACCGCAAGGUCGGCUAUACCUUCAACCUACGACAGUGCCACGGGUGGUCACUCAGGCGCCCUCGGCUCGAUGGACUACUUUUUGGUCGACUUGGCUGAGGGGGUGGAUCCGGACAAGUUUCCAAAGGAUGGUCACGGGGCGUUGGCAUUAACGGCAGCAAUCAAUCACGCUAUCCAGAACGAUCACGAACACGAGCCCCUGAGCAAUGUGGUCAAUUAUGUGAUGCAACACAACCUCUUCAACAAUAAUCCCCAUGCUGCUCAUAAUGCAGCAAGGGAGGACGAGGCUGCAGCGGAUUACCACCGGGUCAAGAUUAAGAAAUACUGCGACAGAGUUUUCAAAGGUCGCUCUUGA